AUGCAAGUUAUACUUUUCACUGAUCAAGUGAAUAUGUGGAAGGAACAUUUAGAACAAGGCGGUAUCUAUUACAUCAUUAACGGCCGCAUAAAUGAUCGCAAACCUAAUUUUCAAUCUGUACACAAAGAAUUUGAGAUUGUGUUCAGUAAUAAUACUAUAGUCAAGAGAUGCAACAACUCGUUUUCAACCAUUAGCUUCUCAAACAGUUUCGUUUCGUUCGAAGAGGCAUUCCAAUGCACCAAUGGAAUAAUAUUUGACACACUUGGUAUCUUAGUGAAAGUUAAUGCUUCAAUCGGAGACAGUAACAGGAAACGAAGAGAAAUAACGCUAAUGAAUGAAAGGUGUGAUCGUCAAACUGUAACUUUAUGGGGAGAAGUAGCAGAAAAAGAUGGUGAUAUUCUCCAAAAUAUGAUAUUUGAAAAACCUAUUGUGGCGCUAUGUGACGUUAAGGGUAUAACAUACCGAGGUAAUUUCGUCAUAUCUACUACACAUGUUAGUAGUGUAAUGACAAAUCCAUCGUUUGAAAAAGCAAUUGCUCUACAGAAUUGGCAUAACUGUAUGAAAUCACAAGACAAAGACAUAACACUAAUGCCAAGUAGAUUGAUAAAAAAGGCCAGAAAAGUCAAGAUUGGAGACAUAACACAUGCAGAUUCGUUUGACAAUACAGAGGACACAUAUCGUAAAUUUAAUGUGAAAAUAAAAGAUAUCAUCAACAAUGACGACCCAUGGUAUUUAUCUUGCAAGAAAUGCUAUAAGAAAGUGAGCUUGGUAGAUAAUAUUGCAACAUGUCCUCGUUGUGGUAGCAACGUUGAAUAUGAAGAAAGAUAUCUUCUAAAACUUGAGUUGUUUGACGAAAAAGAACAUUGUUACAUAACACUCUUUGAAGCUACAAAAUACUUGCUCGGUUGUGACGUUACUACAUAUGUACGAUCAAUUUCUCAGAAGAAAGAAGAAUCCAAGUACUAUCGCAAGUUGGUGUCAAGUAAGGAUAAAGAGUUCACCUUUCUUGUCAAACUUGAUCCAAGAAUUGGAGGAGAUCGACCUGGAAAAAGUUUGAUUGCAGAGGAAUUACACGAAGUUGGGAAAGUAGAUGCAAUCGAAAUUGCAGAUGACGAGAUAAAAGCGGCGAAAACAAUCAAGAAGACCAAACAAAUUGAAGAAGAGAAUGAUGCCUCAACAACCCAUAAAAGAAUUAAUAUAGAAAGGGAUUAG
Nicotiana tabacum (common tobacco) is the source of this 1212-nucleotide messenger RNA. Lineage: Eukaryota; Viridiplantae; Streptophyta; Magnoliopsida; Solanales; Solanaceae. The record is from RefSeq and is a predicted model, not a curated record.